Messenger RNA from Elaeis guineensis (African oil palm), 3541 nucleotides. RefSeq names its product flowering time control protein FPA. The record is from RefSeq and is a predicted model, not a curated record. Gene Ontology annotation, molecular function: RNA binding. Lineage: Eukaryota; Viridiplantae; Streptophyta; Magnoliopsida; Arecales; Arecaceae.
AACAUUCAGGCGUCUCCCUGCCCUGUUCACGGCACCGCCCUCUUUCCUCCCCUGCUAUCCUUUUGCUACCUCUUCCUUUAUUCUUCUCCUCGCCGCUCUAGGGUUUCUUCCCUGCUCUUCCUUCCCCUUCGAUCCUCGAAUUCGUUUUUCCUUUUCGAAAUCACCGGAAAAUCUUGUCGUUUCCGCUGUUCUUGGACCCCUAUUUCAUCCUCCAACACCGGAUUUCUUGGUCUCUGGGUUCUGGCGCCGUCGAUGCCGUCCAAUAAAUCGGUUGUCGGGUCGUCGGACCACCAUCGACGGCCACCAUCCAAGGAAGGGGACAACUAUGCGGCGCUGUCGAGCGUUCUCUGGGUUGGGAACAUCCCUGCGGACACCGUCGAUAACGAUGUCAUGACCGUCUUCUUCAAGUUUGGCGCUUUGGACUGCAACACGAUGCACGGGGCCAGGAGCUACUCGUUCGUGUUCUUCCGGAGCAUCGAUGAUGCCAAGGCUGCGAAGGAUGCCCUCCAGGGCUCCCCGCUGCACGGGAGUUCCAUCAAGAUUGAGUUUGCCCGACCGGCAAAAGCAGUUAAGCAUUUAUGGAUUGGAGGAAUCAGUUCAUCUGUCACAAAGGAACAACUUGAGGAUGAAUUUUUGAAGUUUGGGAAGAUUGAAGAGCACAGAUUCUUCAGGGAUCGAAACUCUGCGCUUAUUGACUAUCACAAGACGGAAGAUGCUAUUGCUGCUCACAAAAACAUGAAUGGAAAGCAUUUAGGUGGUGAACCAUUACGUGUUGAUUUUCAGAGAUCCCAACCUCCUAGAAAGGAUUGGCCUGACCAACGAGACUCAAGGAAUGGACAGUUCAGCAGUCGGGGUUUGGGCAUGCAGGAAUGGUUGCUGCCACCUGAUGGAAGAGGUUAUCAUGAUUCUUCCUAUCAUGGGUCUAAGAGGCAUAUGCCACAUGGAGGACGAAGAGAUGGCCACCCAAGCGAUGUUCUUUGGAUUGGAUACCCACCUUCAAUACAGAUUGAUGAGCAGAAGCUUCAUAAUGCCAUGAUUCUGUUUGGUGAGAUUGAGAGGAUCAAGUGCUUUCCAUCCAGGAACUAUUCUUUUGUUGAAUUCAGAAGCAUUGAUGAAGCUAGGCGUGCCAAGGAAGGUUUGCAAGGGCACCUGUUUAAUGAUCCAAGAAUACAGAUACAGUUUGCAAGCACUGAUCUUGCACCUGGUAAGGAUAAUACACCACCAUUUCCAGGGUUUAGAGCACCUAGACCUGAGAUGUUAUUUUCUGAAGGGCCUAUCGGACCUUUGGAAUUGUAUGCUCCUGGUCGUGCUAUAGCCCCAAAUAGUUUUCCUGGGUCGUUGUUUCCAAAUAGGAUGCCUGGACCUGGUAUUUUAAUGAGGCCAUUUGGACCACAAGGAUUUGAUCCUUGUCAUGGGAGUCCGGAGUUCCAUGAUUCUGGUGGCACUACCAUGCGUUCUAAUUGGGGACAGCGAUCUCCAUUGGCACAAGGUAUUCUUCUUUCUCCACCAAGUUUGCGCCCUCCUUUCCAACCCAUGCCAGGUUUAUGGGAUGAAUUUGACAUAAGAGAGGUGAAAAGAUCUAGGAUGGAUGGUUCUUCCACCGAUGGUGCUUUCUUUCAUGUAAGGAGGGUGGAUGGUGAGGGUAUUGGAGACCCCUCUGGGUUUUCUCAACCCGAUAGAGGUGCCUCCAGUCAAAAUUGUGCAAGUCCAGUUGUUCAUGGCUAUGGUGAGCUGCAUCCUUCUCAUCGUAGUGACCAUUGUUGGCGUGGUAUUCUUGCCAAGGGUGGAACUCCUGUUUGUCAUGCUCGGUGCGUGCCUAUAGGAAAGGGUAUUGACUCUCAUUUCCCUGAAGUUGUUAAUUGCUCAGCCAGAACAGGAUUGGAUAUGCUUACAAAGCACUGUGCCGAUGCCACUGGAUUUGACAUUGUCUUCUUCCUACCCAACAGCGAAGAUGACUUUGGUUCUUACACUGAAUUUCUCCAUUACCUGGGCUUAAAAGGUCGUGCUGGGGUUGCAAAGCUUGAUGAUGGGACUACUCUGUUUUUGGUGCCCCCAUCAGAUUUCUUGACCAAGGUAUUGAAUGUUUCUGGUGGUGAGCGUCUGUAUGGUGUUGUUCUGAAAUUGCCACAGCAAUCAACUAAUGCAGCGGUACAACCACCACAACUAGCAAUUCAUCCCCUGUCAUCCCAUUACAUUGAUCGGCAAGAGGCAUCUAAUUCACAGAAGGGUUAUCAGUCUGUCCCACAAAAUGAAGACCAAGCUUUAAAAGUUGAUUACAAUAGGCCAUUAUAUGUGGAGCCAAUGCAUCAUUCAGGUGUUGGAAAAUCACUGUUGAUGCUUGCUGAUGGACCAUGUGCAGCACAAUCAGCUUCCCUGGACGAUGCUGGCAAUUCUGCUGUUGCUUCCCAGGUGGAGGUUUCCUUGACUCCUGAAGUAAUAUCUUCUUUAGCUUCUCUGAUUCCCCGCAACAAUCAGUCAUCGGCUGCUGGGACUGUUCAAAUGCCAUCGGGUUCUACUAGUGGGCCUGUUUCAUCUUCUGCUUCUGUGAUGCAUGACACGUUAAUGCCUUUUGAAGGAUGGAGACAAGACCGAGCAGCAGUUUCUAGUGCUCCCCUAGGGCAAACAAACCAUCUUCCACAGCAUUUAGAUCCACAGUUUAAUCACCAGGCACCGCUCAUGUCUCACUUUCUGACAUAUACUAACAUGCCAAGUGGACCAGAUCAUUCUGUAGAACCUAUUGUUGGUGGUACACAAGUUCUGAACCCUGCUUUAAACAUGCCAGAGUCUCCAUCUAUUCUGACCAGACCAUAUCAUUCAAUACCAUCCCAUGGUGCCCAAUUUCCAGGUUCUUUUGCUUCUCACAGCAACUAUGGCAUAUUACAGACAACAAAUGCUGCUCCUGUAUUCAACCAAGCAGUUCAGCAGCAGCUGAAACCCACUUCCUCAUCUUCUCAUGAUCAAAUUGGAAAUCUACCCCAGCCCCAAAUUGCCAUUCCACCUACUCAAGGGCAUCAGCCACAAACUGUUUUACCUGGUUCAAGUACUUCAGGUAGUGAUGCUGAUAAGAACCAGCGGUACCAGUCAACCCUUGAGUUUGCUGCCAGCUUACUGCUGCAACUUCAACAACAACAAGCUGUACAAGGGACUGGAAAUCAACACUGAGAAAUAUUCUCACUUGGCAGGUAGACAUGGAUGCCAUUUUCAUCGUUUAUUCCUGCUGAUGGGGACAUGGGAGCAGUCUGUGCCAUCAUGGUCCGCUGGUUUGUUGGAACUGGAACUUGGAGUGCGAUCCACCAUGCAGCCCGAGUCGAAGGAGAUAGAUGGAUUAUGAAUAUGUUUUCUUUACUGAAAAAUUGGACUAAUUGAGUAGGGAAAGCUGUAUCAUUCGGAUAAAGGAAACAUAAAUCUUAAGUUAGAUGAACCCAACAAAAAUCUUAGAAUCUGGAUGUUGGUCAUUGCAGUAACCUUUAAAGUGCUUGCCAUUGUUGAUUACAAUUUUUCUUGUUACAUCCUUCAUAUUUUGUUUCAUCUUCUUCUUCUU